Messenger RNA from Oncorhynchus gorbuscha (pink salmon), 3963 nucleotides. RefSeq names its product rho guanine nucleotide exchange factor 2-like. Gene Ontology annotation, biological process: regulation of Rho protein signal transduction; positive regulation of neuron differentiation; cell morphogenesis. Gene Ontology annotation, cellular component: ruffle membrane; cytoskeleton. NCBI's taxonomy places the organism in Eukaryota, Metazoa, Chordata, Actinopteri, Salmoniformes, Salmonidae. Bases 321 to 3947 code for a protein of 1208 amino acids. The record is from RefSeq and is a predicted model, not a curated record. Gene Ontology annotation, molecular function: guanyl-nucleotide exchange factor activity; microtubule binding. The transcript is spliced from 29 exons.
UGCGUUAGUGCGUUUGAGUCGAGAGGAGGGAGUUACGGUUCUCGUUUGAAAGCCAAGGGGCAACACAAAAAUAAAGUAUUUGGCAACACUCCUGAGACGGGACAACAAGCAAAUAACAGUAGACUUCGUGUAAGCAUUCGACCUGCAAAACGUUUGGCAGCAUUCUCAAGAAUCAGUCGAGUUGUUGUUUUGAAGCAAGUUUCCUUUUGGACCGCUUGGAAUAGGUUUCUUUUCUCUGGAACUAUUGGUUCCUCGCGCAGAAGCGGAUUGAUUCAAACCCAAGGAGAAAGGGCCAGUCAAGGUGGAAGUUUGAAUUGAUCAUGACAUCCUUUGACCUGUGGGGGAGCAGUGAACUAUUCUCCUCUGGAGUAUGGGCCCUGAGAAACCUGAUCCACAGGAUGCCGACCACCCCUCCCUCCUCCCUCGACGCCCACCCACCAGCUUUCCCGCCCUUUUCCUUUACCACACCACCCGCCCCCCCCUGUUCCCCGUACCCCUCCCCACCAUGCUCACCAGGGCCUGGGGUGAAGGGGAUUGGAGGGUCCGGAGGGGUGACCCUGCGUUCUCCAGCCACUCGUCACCUCACACACCUGGACCCCUGGAGGAGGCAUAGCUGGGAGCCCGGGGCUGUGGUGACAGUGCAGCAGCAGGGGAUGGAGCCCAGCGACAACCACAGUGUGAGUCUGGAGAACCUGGAUCCGGAGGAGAUGGAGAAGGUUCUGGGAGCGGCGCUGGGCGUCCGGCGAGUGGGCAGGAACCCCAUCACUCAGGAGGGCUCCUUGUCUUCCCUCACGGAGGAGGAGGCAGGGUCCGACCUGCAGCACUACUCCGUAUUGGAGGAACAGUCCAACCAGCUGCAGGGCUGCAGUGCGUCGGCCCCAACCCUCAGUGUGGUUCGUCGCAGCAACCCUCCCAGCACGGGCCCCCGACCAGGCUCCAACUGCUACGAGACUUUACCCUACAGUCAAAUUGGAGGAUCCACACAGAGUGUGGAUAGGGACCUGGGUCUUCUGCUCUGGGGGAGAGAGGGAAGCUGGACGGAGGUCACGAGAGACGAGGCCCAGGAGGAGGUGACAGGCGGCCCUUUUGUGCGCACCUUCAGUUUCCUACGCAAGAUGGCCGGCAACCGCAAGAAUAAGGAGAAGGAACGCAUGAGGGAGAGGGAGAAGGAGGCGCGGGACAGGGAGGCGCGCUACAGCAACGGGCAUCUCUUCACCUCCCUCACCGUGUCGGGGACCACCCUCUGUUCAGCAUGCAACAAGAGCAUCACUGCCAAGGAGGCCCUCAGCUGCCCCACCUGCAGUGUAACCAUCCACAACCGCUGUCGAGACACGUUGCCAAACUGUGCCAAAAUGAAACAGAGGCAACAGAAGAUGGCUCUCAUGAGGAACAACUCAGCUCUGCAGAGCGUGACCCUUCGUACCAAAACCCCCAUGAUGAGGGAACGCCCCAGCUCCGCCAUCUACCACUCUGACAAUCUCCGCCAAUCCUUGCUGGGCUCGCGCCGUGGACGCUCCGGCCUUUCCCUCUCCAAGAGUGUCUCCACCAAUAACAUUGCAGGGAACCUGAAUGAUGACUCUCCCUUGGGGCUGCGCAGGAUCCUGUCCCAGUCCACAGACUCGCUCAACUUCAGGAACAGAGCUAUGUCCAUGGAGUCGCUCAACGACGAGGGAGAAGUGUACUACGCCUCCAUGCUGGAGGAAAUGGAGAUUGAGGGGCGGGAUUUUGAGGCGGACUCAUGGAGCAUGGCGGUGGACUCCGGCUACCUGCAGACGCAUCGCAAAGACAUUAUCAAAAGGCAGGACGUCAUCUAUGAGCUGAUCCAGACAGAGCUGCACCACGUGCGGACACUUCGCAUUAUGGAGCGGGUGUUCCGCCAGGGCAUGCUGGAGGAGGUGCAGCUGGAGCCGGGCGUGGUGCACGCCAUCUUCCCCUGCCUGGACCGCCUCACUGGCAUCCAUGUACGCUUCCUGGCACAGCUGCUCACACGACGCAACCACAGCCUGCAGACUGGCAGCACCUACAACUUCACUAUCCACCAGCUGGGAGAUGUGCUGCUGGAACAGUUCUCGGGCCAGUGUGCUGACGAGAUGAGAAAGACCUACGCUGAGUUCUGCAGCCGCCACCUGAAGGCUGUCAAGCUGUACAAGGAGCUGCUGGCCAGAGACAAGAGGUUCCAGUACUUCAUACGGCGGGUGUGUCGGGGUCACCUGUUGCGUCGCCAUGGCGUCCAGGAGUGCAUCCUGUUGGUCACUCAACGCAUCACCAAGUACCCUGUCCUCAUCCAGCGUAUCCUUGACAACACCAAGGACAAUGAAGAGGAGGCCUCCUGUCUGACCCAGUCUCUGACCCAGAUCAGGGAGCUACUUAGCUCAGUGGACCAGCAGGUGAUGGAGCUGGAGCGGACUCAUCGGCUGCAGGAGAUCCGGGCCAGGCUGGACCCACGGGUCGAGGCCAAGGUGAGGGACGGGGGCCUUUUCAGGGGAGGAGAGUUGCUCCGCAGGAGACUCAUCCAUGAGGGAACGCUGCUCUGGAAGACCCCUGGGUCCAGGCUCAAAGAUGUGCAGGUCCUGCUGAUGACAGACAUCCUAGUGUUCCUACAGGAAAAAGACCAGAGGUUCAUCUUCCCUUGUCUAGACAAGUCUCCGGUCCUCUCCCUGCAGAACCUCAUGAUUAGGGAGAUAGCCAAUCAGGAGCGAGGGCUCUUCCUCAUCAGUGACUCCUCUCCUCCGGAGAUGUACGAGGUCCAUGCUGCCUCAAAAGAUGACAAGAACACCUGGAUACGCAUCAUACAGCACACUGUCAGCAGUUGUCCUUCCAGGGAAGAGUUCCCACUCAUAGAGACUGAAGACAAGGCCCUUCUGAGACGACUGAAAGCGGACAUCCAGCAGAAGGAUCGGGAGGUGCUGGAGCUGCUCCAGGAGCGGGUCACAUUGUUCUCGGACCUGGCUGAGGUGACGGGGGGUCAGGAGGUCAUGCUGCCGGGGGGCCCCAACUCCCGGAACCUGUUCCGGGCCGACACACCCCAUGCGCCACUCGGCGAGAGAUUGCUCACUGAUGCCAUCGCAGAGGUGGAUAGGCUGAGUGAGCUACUCCUGGGCUCCACCUUUGAAAUGCCUCUGCCCUGCAGUUUCAACGGUCACCCGAACCACACAGGGGCACUAGUGAUCAACGGUCAGGAGGUGGUUGUCAAUGGAACGCACGGGUCCCCAGCAGCAAAGGACCGGAAUGGGAAUCAGGCUGGAGAUAGGCCCUCAACUGAGGAAGCAUAUCAGAGGCUGGUCAACCUUAGUGCCUACCUUCAUGCCCUCCAGGGCACCGUGAUCAAGCAGGACUCCAUCCUGGAGCUCUGCCUACGCUCUGAAGGCCCACCAGUCGAUACCCCGACCACGCCCACCGGACGGGUCUGGCACUCCCUGUCACGUGACGCGGGCAUGGCUGAGGCCAGCACGGGGGUGGCCAUCGGGGAGCUGGCCCUGCUCCAGAGGCAGCACAGCCUCCUGCAGGAGGAACUCAGUAGGCUGCGGGGUACCGAGGGCCGCCUGAGGGAUAGCGAAAAGGCCCGCGCCCAGCUGGAGAGGCAGGUCCGCGACAUGAAGGCCCACAGUGCCACUAUGAUGGACAGUGUGGGAACUGCAGGCUCAGAGCAGGCUCCACCCCUUCGCAGAGCAAGUGAAACCAACGCAGACACCCAAUUGGCCAGCCAGGAGUCAAUCGAGCAUUUUGAAGGGCAUCAUGAUGGCAGUGACCUGGAGGUGGAGGUGACGUCAGAUGAGGAGGAGGAGGAGGCCAAAGCAUCACCACGCUCGGAGAGUCCCCAUGAUCUUCAGGACAUUCCAGAGGAGAGCGAAGCCACAGCAGAACUACCACGAGAGCCUGACGUGUCACACUGCUCCCCUACUCUCAAAAAUAGGCCGACGAGGACAACAGAACUGAACUUGAAAUAGUCUUCCUCUUUUUACA